This is a messenger RNA of Pyricularia grisea, 1551 nucleotides long. RefSeq lists its product as uncharacterized. The transcript is spliced from 2 exons. The record is from RefSeq and is a predicted model, not a curated record. NCBI's taxonomy places the organism in Eukaryota, Fungi, Ascomycota, Sordariomycetes, Magnaporthales, Pyriculariaceae. Gene Ontology annotation, molecular function: hydrolase activity. The coding region runs from base 1 to 1551 and encodes 516 amino acids.
AUGGGAAAAGUAUCCAACCGAGUCGACAUGUUCCUGAAAGCCGUGACCCGCCUCCCACUCGUGGUGCGCGUCGCCAUCUUGCACCUGCUGCACCUGUCCCAGCAGUCAAAGUACCUCGACCUGCGGACCGAGCUCAGCAUCGCCGUCAUACGCUCCUUUGUUCAGGACCCCAAGCCCAGGAGCAUCUCGUCCACCCAGAAGCUGCUAAACAGGGACCCGGGCGUCAAGGGCCGCAUCUGGGUCGCGAGGUACACGUCACCUGCGCCGCCAGAGGUCGACGUGCGCGAUGCACUCCUCGCAGCCGUAGAAGGCCUCAUGGAUGAGUGUCUGUCUGCGGUGGCCGCGACAGGGCCGGCGGGAGAAGCACAGCAAGGCACUGGUAAGCCCGUCUGCAGAAUUCCAGACCUGGUAGCCGUCGAGGCCGAGUGGACGGGUUACCGGGCGGCGGCGACGUCCGACUCCAAGCUGCCACCGCAGCUGUCGGAGCGCCAGAGGUACGACGAGAUGAUGAAGGAGUGCAGGUCCCCGGUGACCGUCUUGUACUUCCACGGCGGUGCCCACUACCUUAUGGACCCGGCGACGCACCGAAACGUGACCAAGAAGCUGGCAAAGCUCACGGGCGGCCGCUGCUACUCGGUGCGGUACAGGCUUGCGCCGCAGAACCCGUUCCCGGCCGCGGUGCUGGAUGCGCUGGUGUCGUACCUCACCCUGCUGUACCCGCCGCCGGGAGCUUUCCACGAAGCCGUGAAGCCUGAGCAUAUCGUCUUUGCAGGAGAUAGCGCUGGAGGUAAUCUCUGCCUCGCACUUCUCCAAACGAUCCUCGAACUAAACCGACAGAAGCGCGAAAUAACCUGGCACGGCUCGACGGUCACCGUGCCGAUCCCUGCCGGCUGCGCCGUCAACUCCCCGUGGAUGGACAUGACGCUAUCCUCGCCGUCGUGGACCAAAAACAGCAAAUGGGACUACCUCCCGUCCGACGAAGGGCUGGACGACCGGCGACCAGCAUGCGCGGCGUGGCCGGCGACGCCGCCGCGACGCAGCAUAUACGUCGACGACGCCAUGAUACUGCACCCGCUGGCAUCGCCGCUGGCGGCGUCCAACUGGGCAGGCUCCCCGCCCGUCUACGUCUGCACGGGCUGGGAGCUGCUGGCCGACGAGGACAGGCUGCUGGCGGCGAGGCUGGAGCAGGCGGGCGUGCCGGUCGUGUUUGAGGAGUACGAGGCCAUGCCGCACUGCUUCGCGCUCGUCUUCAACCACCUCGAGGCUUCGAGGAGGUGCUUUGACGCCUGGGCCGGGUUUAUUCGGAAGGUGGUGGUGGUGGACGGCGGCGGUGCCGAGGGGGAGAGUAGCGCAGAGGGGAAAGGGAGUUUGGUAGAGUCGAGCUUCGUCACGGUCAAGGCCAAGACGCUCGAAGAGGUGCCGAUCCCAGCUGGAGAGUUGAGGAAGUGGUCCGAGGAGGAGGUCAGGGAGAGGUUGAUCAGGCGGUGUCAGCAGAUCCUGCCGGCGAGGAAGGGGGAUGAUGCUGGAGAUUUGGCCACGCCGAAGCUUUGA